Molecule: messenger RNA, 3366 nt
Organism: Neospora caninum
Lineage: Eukaryota; Apicomplexa; Conoidasida; Eucoccidiorida; Sarcocystidae
Exons: 3
Coding region: 1-3366 (1121 amino acids)
Source: RefSeq, a predicted model, not a curated record
AUGAAUGAAGUUCAUGACGUUCAACCGGGCCACAUUUACCAACCUGGUAAUAAAAAGGAGGUUCGUCUGGUCUACCGCAUCCUGUCGGGGCCUUACUGUGGACGCCACCAGAAAUCUUUUUCGCUUACGAAAUGGGGCGUUGCAGGCGCUUGGGAUGCCGCUCAGCAGGCGAAAGCGUACAUGCUGCAGACGGGUCGUCUACCUCCGUCGUUUGCGUCGCCCUACUCGAGAAGCAAGCUGACGAAUGCUUCUGCGAACGCAAUCGUAAAGCCCGUGCGGCCGCCGGGAGUUCCGGGGGUUGAGGGUUUCCUGGGUCCAAUGGACUUGGAUGGCAGCGGCGCUUCAGCGCUCUUCCCUUCCCUAGCCGCUUUCUCGGCCACUACGAAGCCGCCCGACGCGGCCUUGGGUAACUCACUUCACACACGCACGCAACCUCACGGGUUCCAUUGUGAAGAUAAGAGCUACACGAAGAAAUCACCGGCCACAGAGGACGCCCUCAGGUUUCGCUUGGAAGGGGAGUGCACGUCGAUGUCCACUUCCCAGUGCAAGGGUCGCGCCCAACGAGCGACGAGUGGUGCUGCACAGUCUCCAGUAAACCUGAGACACAGACAGCACUCGGUUGGCACGUCUUCUUCCACUACCAGCGCGCCUCUCUCUCCAUUGGGCACAAGCAGCGACUCGGCACCAAGCUCCUCUUCCCUCAUCGACACCUUACACACUGAAUCCGCCGUCGCUGUCGCCGCGCAACUCCUUUCUCCCCUCCUGGCUUCUCUGUGUAAAGUCGAAUCCCAGAUCGGCAGUGGCGAUUACGACGACACUCACGCUAACUUUGAGCCCAACGACAGGAACGGUUCCACGUCACCAUACGGGGGACUGCCUGUGAAAGGUGCUGCAAUGAAGGGUGCGAUGCCGAAGCGUCAUUCCAGUGGGACGAAAGGCACAAUGUCGACAACGAAACAUACAGGAAAGGACUGCACUUCCGACACAGAAGAAACGGUGUCCUCCCUCAGUGGGUCAGACUCGUUCCGAAAACUUCUGUUACCUGCGUCUCUUCGUGUUUCUUCCCCAGGGCUUUCGGCUUUCUCUGACAAUGCCGGCGCACCCUUUCCUUUCUUGCCGUCUCCACAAACGGGGUACCAACGAGCUGCCCCGGGAUGGGCGUACCCCCCGGCUGUGCAGGCGACUUUGGAAGCGACUGCACGGGUUGCUGCGGGGCCUUCUGGCCCAUCGUGCUUUCAAGGCCAAGGGGCCGGCCCCGCAGGCGGCCCUUCUGUCGCCUGCGGGAACCCGGUCCCUUCUGAUUUGCUUAACUUGCAGAUGUUGUCCGGGACAGUUCCUCACUUUGCAACACUCCAGGGAGAUGGAAACGGCGCGGGCCCUUGGGUGGAGAGUCCGACUGUCCCGGUGGGGGCGAACGGGGGAACCGAGGGGAAUGUGAGCCCAGCGACUGCUGCGGCCACCGCCCUCACGCUGCUUCAGUUGGCCGAGCAGAAUGCUGCUCUCCAGCGAAAGGAUCAGAACCAGAUCGAGCCGAACGCUCUGCAGAAGUUCCUCUUGCUCCAGCAGUUUCAGCUGUUGCAGGAAAAGGGGUCCCAUCAGAACCGGAUAUGUCGAAAGAGCGGUGAGUCGCCGUGUGUGGAGGCCCAGGGGAAUCCUGAAGAGAACAGCUUGGCCACUGCGUCGAGAAGUACCCAUGCGUCCGCUGGCGACCUGUCAGAAGUGCAUCAUCUCUCUGACGAGGGUUCCACAGCUGGUGCGCAUGGGUGCACUCGUUCACAAUUGACCCUCAGCAACAUGCCAACCUCUGCCAACCACCGCGAAACGGACACCGAUGAAAAUCCGAGCAGGCUGAAAAAGUGCAUAUCGCCGGACGAGGAAAACGAAGAAUCUGCGAGACUGAAGUUGACGCAGAAUGCCGGACCCAUUUUUUCGUCCCCUCUGCUUCCUCAGGGGCCGAGAGGUGGAGAGCUUCAGGGCCAGGCAACGAAUGAAGAUAUUGAUGCAGUAAACAUGAGCGACACGCUUCGCAAUCUUCUCGCCGCUAGUCUUCAGCGGCAACAGGAGUUGGCAGGCGGUAGUGCGGCUAGCCAGCAGAACGGGGGAGACGGAAGCGUCGCACCACAUGCCCAUGAGCAUUCAGAAAGCUUCUUCAACCUUCGGUCCUUGGCGUCUCUAUUGCCCCAGCAGUCUGGCAUGGGGAAGCCCGAGCAGAAACGAGUCAGUGACGGGCGUGGCAAUCCUUCACAGAGCAGUGUGACGCGUCCGCGAGAAGCGGCACAGGACCGGGAGGCGGCACAGGGUGUUCCGUCCCAUCUCGCAAUGUUCUGGAGGCUUUCCUCGCUCGACGCGGCGUGUAAAAAGAGCAGCGGGCGGGGACCCAUAGGUGCCAGUCCUGUGUCUCUAGAAGGAGACUCCGGGCCACUAUCGGUCGCGAGCGAACCGACGACGACAUCUUUGAACAGCGUACCUGAUAGUUUGGUUGCUUUGGGCCGAGAUUCGCUUCUGGCGGACAGUGACCGUGAGGAUGUCGCUGGCGAGUGCUCGACAAGAACGAGCGGUGAUGCCUCAGAUCAUCCAUCAGCCAUGAAGCUGCUAUCCCCUAUUUCUCUUCCAGGCCACCCCUCUCCGUUCGGCGGGGCACAAAGCCCAGACGCGCUGUGCCUACCUUCGGAAGGGGUUGACGCAGUGCCGUGUGACUUGGGAAGCUCGAGACUAGAUGUCCUAGGCAACGAGGAAAUUCCCUCUUCCUCUGGGGUGGCAACGAGGAGUCAUGGACGCAGCAGCCCGCGGAACCCGCCACGAGAUUAUCUGCAUGAGCAGAUGUGCCCAAACACUCUGGAUGCUCAAGACGCACUUCGACGAGGACUGCCAUCGAACGGGAACCGCACAGAUCUGCUGAGAGACCUUCCGGGUGGCCGCGCAGCAGACAGUUGCUUGGGAGGAGUCCAAGGGGACACAGAAGGGGCUGCGCUUGCGCUCCUGGAAGCUCAGGGUUGUCUGACUGGAAGGGGGGGUGAGGGGAGGGCGACUUUUCCGCUCCAUCAAGCGCCAGAGAACCUCCAGAGUGACAUCCUACAUGACCGAGAAAUGGGGGAGAGGGGUCACCGGAAGCGAAAGGGCCGACUUGAUUCCCCCGGCGAAAUAUGGGAAGGAGACACGAAGCGAGGACGAAUGUUCUGUGGUAUAGCGACGAGUUCUGUUCCCGCUUCCGCAGGAAGUGCCGUUUCAGCUGAACGUGACGCCAUGCGCGCCCUCAGUGAAAUUGGGGAUCGCACGAAAUGGCUUCAAGACUCAGUCCACUCUGCAUGCGCCAGUGAAGAAAACGUGGGAAGUCGGCGAGCAUUUUCCAGUUUUGCUCCUGUGUGA